AAUGUCCAGCUGCGUUGGCUUCUGAGGGCUUCUAACUUUUCAUCUGGGGAGAUACGUUGGACUUUCUGUUUUAGAAACUGAAUACAAAACGUCCCAUGACUCUCAGAAUAGGGGUGCAACUAGGAUAACCCCAUAGUGUUCUUUUUCCUAUGGGCACAUGGAACCCAGACCUCCAAUUUUUUAUAACUUCUGUUUAUCCCUAGCUGCUGCUGCUGAUCUGUUUAAAGAACCAAUGAGGAAAAGACGCCGAUCAGAUCGAGAGCUGCGCUUCCAAGCCUUUCCCUCUGCAGAACAAAGCGCACUCAAGGAAUAUGAAAAAUUGGAGUCACGGACCAGAAGGGUUUUGAGCAACACCUAUCAGAAACUAAUUCAGUCUGUCUUCCUGGACGACAGCAUUCCUAGCGGGGUCAAGUAUCUCAUAAACAGACUUCUUGCCAUGAUUGAAAAGCCAACUUUGGAGCCAAUCUACAUUGGGUUCUUUGGAAGCACUGGUGCUGGAAAGAGUUCUCUGAUCAACGCCCUCAUCCAGCAAGCAAUGUUUCUCCCAGUGUCUGGAGAGAGCAUAUGCACUUCUUGUGUUGUGCAAGUGAGCUCGGGCUGCAGUGAGCAGUAUGAGGCCAAAAUCCACCUUCUCUCGGACCAGGAGUGGAAGGAGGAACUGAAGAACCUGACUAAACUCCUGCACAGGACGGAGGAGGCUGGCGGAGAGGAUGUGGGUGUGGAGAUGUGGGACAGGGGUGAGGCCAUGGAGGAGGCCAUCUGGAAGUUGCAAAUGGUCUAUGGAACUGGGGCAGAAAGGAAGAGUUACGAGGACUUACUAAGGGCAAAGCCCAAGGGGAAGAUUCCCAACUCAAGAAUCAUCACCCUCAAGGCGGAAGAGGCAGGAGAGCUGUCUGUCAAGCUGGACCCCUACAUCCGCACCCAGACGAGAGAUGGGGAUGGAGAGUCAGGCGAGACACGAAUCUGGCCCUUGAUCAAACACGUAGAAGUGACUCUGCCCAAAUCUGCGCUGAUUCCAGAAGGGGUCGUGCUGGUGGACAUUCCGGGCACUGGUGACUUCAACAGUAAGAGAGAUGAGAUGUGGAAAAAGACCAUUGAUAAGUGCUCAGUGAUCUGGGUGAUCAGCGACGUGGAGAGAGCUUCUGGGGGAAGAGCCCACGAAGACCUUGUGAAUGAGAGCAUCAAAGCCUGCCAGCGCGGCUUCUGCAUGGACAUUGCCCUGGUGGUCACCAAGACUGACAAACUCAACCUGCCAGAGUAUCUCAGGGAAAGAAAAGUGGGAACUCGAGCUAUUCAAAAUCAGCGAGAGGCGGUUUUACAAAGAAAUGAAACAAUUAAGUUACAAAGGAGUAGAAUUCUCAAGGAAAAGUUUAAGAGAAAACUGCCUGCUGACUCUAAGGUUCUGGAAGCCUCUGACCUGGUGUACACGGUCAGCGCCCACGAGUACUGGCAGCAGGCUCACCUGACUGAGGAGGAAACCGAAAUCCCGAAGUUGAGAGAGUACAUCAGAAAAAGGCUCUUGGACAAGAAGAGGAAGGUGGUGACCAAGUACGUGACGGAAGCCUUUGGCCUGUUGCUCCUCACAGCCAGCUUUAACUCCGCGGAAAACCUGCCGAACGAACACUUGCACUUGAGCAGCCUGCGGAGAUUCGUGGAGGAGAAGACGGCGCUGCUGGAGAGGGCCAUGGAGCAGUGCUUUGCACUUGUGGAGCGGCCUCUGCAGGAAGGAGUCCUGGUGGCCAGGGCUUCCUAUCGACGCCUCCUUGGGGCGUGCCUUGUGAGGAGCAGAGGAAACCAAGGUUUUCACCAGACUCUGAAAGCUGUGUGCUUGAAAAAUGGCAUCUAUGCCUCUAGGACUCUGGCCAGAAUCAACUUGAACGAAGCCAUUGCCCAGCCCAUUUACGACCAGAUUGACCCUGUCUUUGGAGCCAUUUUUAGGACUGAGAACACCCUGAGCUUGGCCCUGAUGCCUCACAUAGAAGCUUUCAAGCAGUCCCUGCAGGAGAAAAUGACAGAAAUAGGGAUGAGAAACGGUUGGAAAUACGAUGGUUACAGAAAAUCCUUCAUAAUCCAGGAGAUAAGUGCCAUCCUAGGAGGCUUGGAAGGCUAUAUCCUCAGAAAGAAGAGGAAGAUCUACGAGUCUGUCACUAGCUCUGUCCAAAAUGACCUGAAGCCCUGCUAUGAAGAGGCAGCUCAGAUCACUGGCAAGAAGGCGUGCGAGAGGAUGAAGGACAUCAUCAGAAGAGGGGUGGAGCGGCAGGUGGCCGAGGGAAUGUUCGAGAGGGCGCAGGAAAGGAUGCAGCACCAGUUUCAGCUCCUGAAGGAAAUGGCCAACCUCUACAGAGCAGACCACCCCUGAGUAUGUAGAAGUCACAUCCUACGUCACUCAAGGAAACAGUUUCUCUAAGAAGCCACUAGUGCACAAAUGUGUCUUACCUCACAGAAAUGUAGGUAGCUACAAAGGGGUCAGACCUAGUGUGAUCUACUCUUCAAAAUUAGAAAAAGAAUUUCAGUGACUGUUUCAUUGAAUAAAACAUUUGAGCUCUUAAUAAUGGGCAGAAUUUCUUUUAAUACAUCUUUAAUGUUUGAAGAUUUACAAUGUUUGAACAACGACCUCUUAUUUAACGCUCUCGUGAAGUGAAGAAUGGAAUGACCUGCUGAAGGUCCCGAUCGGUCUCUGAUGUAUUCCACGGCUGUGUGGCUCAUUGAUUUGCUCUCGCUGAGUUGCAGAACCAUCAUGAACCAGAGCUUUGGGAGCGAUGGAUCUCUGUCAAGGAAGUUGAGGCCUACAGAAGUUAAAUCACCAGUGUGAGGCCACAACUCUUGACUUGGUGUUGAAGAAGAAGGAUGAAAAUUUGGAAUCAGAAGAUCUGGGUUUAGAACUGGAGUUACCAGGCCAGAGAGAGGAGUCUUAUGUUUUCUAGUAAGAGGCAGGAGACAGCAGAGGGAAGAAAAUGGUUUUAGUUGAUGAGAGGAUUCAAGUAACAAGAGAACACUUCUCAGGUGAUUGGGAAGAAGAAUCAGACUUCUCAAUUGCAGCAGGUGCCCACCAGACGUCCCUUCAGUGCCCAGGUGCAGGGAAGACAGCUGGAGGGGACCAGAGCUGCUUUUUCUCCAUCUCUCCAGCUCCUGUUUUUGCCCACAUACCUCCAGGUGCCCCUCAUUAGCUCCUUGUUCCCCAGGUCAGCCUCAGAGGGAAAGACCCCCACAAAAGUAGGAGCCCACAGAAAAGCUGCUCUGAGCACCCCUGGGCUAUCCAUGUGCUCCCAAGUGGACUGGACUUGGACUCUGGAAACUCCGAUUCUCCAUCUCCUCCAGCUGGAGGGUGGGGUGAGGUACCUUUUAUGUGACUCACUUCCCCUGGGCUGUGCCGCCCUAACAGACUGAAUGUCCU
This is a messenger RNA of Cavia porcellus (domestic guinea pig), 3394 nucleotides long. It is a transcript of the gene Nuggc, whose product is annotated as nuclear GTPase, germinal center associated. Gene Ontology annotation, molecular function: GTPase activity. The record is from RefSeq and is a predicted model, not a curated record. The coding region runs from base 158 to 2359 and encodes 733 amino acids. The transcript has 16 exons. Lineage: Eukaryota; Metazoa; Chordata; Mammalia; Rodentia; Caviidae.